Messenger RNA from Aspergillus luchuensis, 909 nucleotides. RefSeq lists its product as uncharacterized. Lineage: Eukaryota; Fungi; Ascomycota; Eurotiomycetes; Eurotiales; Aspergillaceae. The transcript is spliced from 5 exons. The record is from RefSeq and is a predicted model, not a curated record. Bases 1 to 909 code for a protein of 302 amino acids.
AUGAGUAAUACUUCGCAUGAUUUCAUCCCCGAUCUCACUGGGAAAGUCGCCAUCGUAACGGGUGGACACACAGGACUCAUCGAACUUGCGAAACAUGGCGCCCGGGUGUAUAUUGCCAGUCGGUCAGGCACGAAGUUCAAGGCUGCAGAGCGGGAUAUCCUUUCUGAGUGCCCAGAUGCAGAUUUGCGGUUUCUGAUGUUGGAAUUAGCCGAUUUGAAUAAUGUGCGGGAGGCAGCAAAGAUGUUUGCUCAGCAGGAGUCAUGUCUUCAUUUACUUGUGAAUAAUGCUGGCGUUAUGUGCGUUCCAUACGAGGAGACAACGGAGGGGUUUGAGAUGCAGAUAGGGAAGACAGCAGAAAUGACCGAAAAGGGAAGCGUGCGUAUUGUGAAUGUAUCUAGCGACGGGCACGCCAAACUCGCACCUAAGGAGGGCAUAAUAUUAUCAGACAUGAACAUGAAGGAUAAUUUCUCUGUCUGGGCCCGAUAUGGCCACUCGAAGCUUGCCAACGUUCUGCAUUCGAAAGCAUUGGCGAAGAGGUAUCCAAACAUUCUUACAUUGUCCUUGCAUCCGGGAACGGUAAAGACGUACGUUGCUUUUCCCUGUCCAACCAUUCGAAGCACGGAUGUGACAAUUAUUAGGAACCUAUCCGCAGGGCCGAUCUCGUCAACUCCGCUCUAUCGGCUGAUAAAGCCUCUUGUUGAGCUGGGUGCGCCUGGUCCACGGAAGGGGGCAGCGAAUAUUCUUUUCGCCGCCGUGUCGCCGAAGCUACGGCUAGAGUGCGACAAUGGAGCAUAUCUGCUGCCAAUUGGAAAGGUGUCUGCGCCUAGUAAAGUGGGAUCAGACCCGAAGAUGGCGGAGGAUCUCUGGGAGUGGACGAUGAAGGCCCUUAGAAGUCGAGGGUAUGAAUAG